This is a messenger RNA of Penicillium robsamsonii, 678 nucleotides long. RefSeq names its product flavin-linked sulfhydryl oxidase. NCBI's taxonomy places the organism in Eukaryota, Fungi, Ascomycota, Eurotiomycetes, Eurotiales, Aspergillaceae. The record is from RefSeq and is a predicted model, not a curated record. The coding region runs from base 1 to 678 and encodes 225 amino acids. The transcript is spliced from 2 exons. Gene Ontology annotation, molecular function: flavin adenine dinucleotide binding; flavin-dependent sulfhydryl oxidase activity. Gene Ontology annotation, cellular component: mitochondrion.
AUGUCCUCUGUUCCACCGGAGCAAGUUACUAGUGAAUAUAAAGGCACAAGGUCAAUAUUCAACCAGCAAAACCUCGCGACCUCCGCAAGCUCCUCCAAGCCAGCCGGAAACGAUGACUCGAAAGCUCCAUUGCCCAAAGGCGUAGUUCUGGACAAAGACGGAAAGCCCUGCCGCACCUGCACCUCCGUCGCCUCAUGGCGAGCAUUGACCAAGCAAGCCGACCUCAAAAGCGCAAACUCAAACCCUAUCUCGAGCACAGGCAAAAUGACAGCCUCAACGGCCGCCUUCGCCGCAGCCACAACACCCUCCCUCAGCGAAAGACCCUCAGACUGCCCGCCAGACGUCGAAGAGCUAGGUCGUUCGACAUGGACACUAUUACACUCGAUGGCAGCUACAUACCCCGAAAAGGCAAACGCAGAACACCAAGCUAAUAUGAGCGGGUUCUUGAAGUUCUUUUCAAAGCUAUACCCGUGCUGGGUAUGUGCGGAUGAUUUCCAGACAUGGAUGGCGCAUCCCAGUGGGCAGAAUCAGCCGAAACUGGGGAGUCGGAAGGAGUUUGGAUGGUGGAUGUGUGAGGCGCAUAAUGAGGUUAAUCGGAAGCUUGGGAAGAAGGAGUUUGAUUGUCGACUUUGGGAGGAGAGGUGGCGGACUGGGUGGAAGGAUGGUCGGUGUGAUUGA